AACAGUCGCUGGUCGUGCAGGAAGAAAACACGCUGUGGAUCUGCUGCUCAGAAACUUGGUUUGAAAAAGAGCCCCGCCCAUCCUCCUGCCUCUCCUGGAGCCUUAUAACCAGAUGACUGUUCUUCAGACGCACAUAUCCAAGAAACGCACUGGACUUGAGCACAGUUACGACCCCGGAGAGCAGACAGAAAGCAACCUGACGGAAUAUAAGCUGUUCGCAUUUGUUUGUUUUCCUCCGAGAGAAGCAUCUUGGUUGAGCGAAGAAGACAUGGAUUUUUUGAACCACGACUACUUGAGCGCGCGCACCUCCUACGAUUACACCUUCAAUUUUUGGAAUGACUAUCUCGGUCUCUCCACGCUGGUCACCAAGAACAACAAGCACAGCGUCCCCCAGAGUCCAAACUCCAUCACGGAGUCCCUGAAAGCCACUCUGGGCUUGGACGACAGCCCUCCGUGCCCGUGCGUAAUCGCGGCCGGGGGCGACGGCGACAGCGGAGGACACCUGGGAUCCUGCUGCUGCCCCCCACCCGCCUCCGUCUCCAUCCUGGACCUGAAAGAGCGCUUCUCCAUUCUGAGCCCCUUCCAGAACCAGAACCAAGGCACGAGAGGGCUGCUGUCCUCCUCCCAGGAGCGGGAGAUGGGCAUCGGAGGGAGCUUCGCAGGAUUCGAUCUGUUCGGCGUGGAGAGAAAGAUGAGGAAACCAGCCGCGCGCAAUAAGCAGGAACCCAAGAUCUGCGUCUUCUGUCGGAAUAACGGCGCGCCGGAGGAGGGGUACGGCUCGCACGUCCUGAAAACCCCGGAUGGGAGGGUGGUGUGCCCGAUUCUGCGGGCGUACACAUGCCCCCUAUGCAGUGCCAACGGGGACAACGCGCAUACAAUAAAAUACUGCCCUCUCUCCAAAGACCAGCCUGCCCAGAGAGUGCUGAAGGGAGGCAGAGCUGUGGGUGGUAAGCGAGUGAAAAUCUUCUAAAAGACUCCUAUACUUACAUGUAUUGCACUGAACAUUUUCUUUCAGAUGACUGUUCUGAUUGACUUGCUUUCCGAGUCUUAACUACUAGGCAAACAAAUAAGAUGAUAUCAAUGUUUUGUUAAACGAAAAAAAAAAAUCUCUUAUAUUUUUAUAGAUACUUUAUUUCCAUAGUUUAUUGCAUACUUUAUUCAUAAAAAGCAAUUUUUUUUUCCUUUUCACGCAUAGGUUUUAGAUGUUUAUUGACGAUGCAUAGUCACAUUUUGUGUGAAAUAAGAUGUUAUUUUUCUUUCAAAUGGGAAACGUGAAUGUUGGCACCAGAGGAGUUGCUCCUCUGUUCAACUCAAGUAUUUUCUUUACUGUAAGCUAAGCUUGCGCCUCCUUUUUGUCUUUAAACCAAAGUUUAUUUUGCCAUUAAGCGAUUUUAAAGAAUGUUCCACAUGUCUUCAUUUAUGAACUUAAGUCCCAUUCCGCUCUCUUCUGAAAGUCCACUCCGCAAUUUCCUGACAUUUGCGAGCACGGACGCGCAGAGCAACACAAUAGAGGCUCUGUUGCGCGUUCAUGUUGUCAGCAUAACUUCAUAAUAGGCCAAAUGAUUUCCAACCCCACUGACAGAGCUGGGCAUUUAACAUUGCAGGGUCCAUGUUACAGAAGUUUACAGUACUAAUAUUAAGUGAAUUUCCAGCAGCUCCAGAAAGCAGUGUUGCUCAUUAGUGUGUAACAUGCACGCUGUAAUGUAAAGUGUGACCGCAGGCUAUUCUUCUGAAUGAGGUGCCCUUUCAAUGUUUACACCCCUAGUAAGGGGAACACACA
This is a messenger RNA of Sinocyclocheilus anshuiensis, 1780 nucleotides long. Its product is annotated as nanos homolog 1-like. The record is from RefSeq and is a predicted model, not a curated record. Gene Ontology annotation, molecular function: zinc ion binding; RNA binding. The coding region runs from base 113 to 970 and encodes 285 amino acids. The transcript has a single exon. Lineage: Eukaryota; Metazoa; Chordata; Actinopteri; Cypriniformes; Cyprinidae.